Molecule: messenger RNA, 4625 nt
Organism: Carassius auratus (goldfish)
Lineage: Eukaryota; Metazoa; Chordata; Actinopteri; Cypriniformes; Cyprinidae
Gene: sim2
Product: SIM bHLH transcription factor 2
Exons: 11
Coding region: 637-2442 (601 amino acids)
Biological process (GO): regulation of transcription by RNA polymerase II
Cellular component (GO): transcription regulator complex; cytoplasm; nucleus
Molecular function (GO): RNA polymerase II transcription regulatory region sequence-specific DNA binding; DNA-binding transcription factor activity, RNA polymerase II-specific; protein dimerization activity
Source: RefSeq, a predicted model, not a curated record
UCGAAUGGACGGAUUUCUUCGGACUCUGAGAGGAAAAGGCUAUUCAAGGGACCAGAAAAAGGAACAUGAAAGAUUUGGACAUGGAGAUGAAGACGGACUCAUGAAACGGAGGACUGGAGAACACGGACACAUCGAGCAGAACAGAGUUCACCGUAAACUGAUCUGUAGCCUGCUAUUUUUAUUUGUAUUCUGAUCGUCAUGGAUUUAAUAGAAAUUAGUCUUAUUGUAGGCUAUCACUUUUAAACCAUUCAAAUUCACACGCGAACUGUGAUUCUCGACGAAAUGGAGUUGGGUUGCCUUUCUAAAGUGUAUAUAAAGUCACCAGAAUCGAGAUCUAAUGCGAUAUGACGGUCUGAUCGACUGAAGGACUCUUCUGGAAGACCUGCUGCGCGUGAAGAGUUUCGUCGGGUUUAGAGAUUUACAGUCGCUCCGUCGUUUCAUGUAUUUUAAUUCACAAUAAAGAGCAGGACUAUCGGGGAGGUUAGUAACAUAGUAGGCUAUUCACUGCAAAAUAAACGGAAAAUAACUAGGAAAACAGUUCAUAAGGCGUAGAAGGUGACGGACUGACCAUGAUUAUAGUGUCCGGUUCUGUCCGAGACUAACGACUGCAGCGUCCGUCUUCUGCAUGAGUCCGACAUGAAGGAAAAGUCCAAGAAUGCUGCGAAGACACGAAGAGAAAAAGAAAAUGGAGAAUUUUAUGAACUGGCCAAACUGCUGCCACUGCCCUCGGCCAUCACAUCUCAGCUGGACAAAGCGUCCAUCAUCAGACUGACCACAAGCUACCUGAAGAUGAGAGCCGUGUUUCCAGACGGGCUCGGAGAGGCCUGGGGUCAGUCAUCACGGGUCAGUCCUCUGGACCUCCUGGCCAAAGAUCUGGGAUCUCACCUGCUGCAGACGCUGGACGGGUUUGUGUUUGUCGUCGCGGCUGACGGUAAAAUUAUGUACAUUUCGGAAACAGCUUCUGUACAUCUGGGUUUGUCACAGGUGGAACUGACCGGUAACAGCAUCUUUGAGUACAUUCAUCCAUCAGACCACGACGAGAUGAGCUCCGUGCUGAGCGCACACCAGCCGCUGCAGCCACACUUCCUGCAGGAGCUGGAGCGCUCGUUCUUCCUGCGGAUGAAGUGUGUUCUGGCGAAGCGGAACGCAGGACUCACGAGCGGCGGUUAUAAGGUGAUCCACUGCAGCGGUUACCUGAAGAUCCGUCAGGUGGUGAUGGAUGUGUCUCUGUACGAGUCGUGCUAUCAGAUCGUGGGGCUGGUGGCGGUCGGUCAGUCUCUUCCUCCCAGCGGCGUCACCGAGAUCAAACUCCACAGCAACAUGUUCAUGUUCCGCGCCAGUCUGGACCUCAAACUCAUCUUCCUGGACAGCAGGGUGGCUGAGUUAACGGGUUACGAGCCGCAGGAUCUGAUUGAGAAGACUCUGUACCAUCACGUCCACGUCUGUGACGUCUUCCAGCUGCGAUACGCACAUCAUUCACUGCUGGUGAAGGGGCAGGUCACCACCAAAUAUUACCGGAUGCUUUCCAAACACGGCGGCUGGGUUUGGGUGCAGAGCUGUGCCACCAUCGUUCACAACAGCCGCUCUUCUCGGCCGCACUGCAUCGUCAGCGUCAACUAUGUCCUCACGGAUGUGGAAUAUAAAGAGAUGCAGUUCUCUCAGGACCAGAUCAGAUCCAGACCGUCUCUCUCCUAUAAGUCCUCGAUCCUCGCAGCUCCUCAAGACUCACGAAAACAGCUGAAAGCCAAAGCAGCCAAAAUCAAAAGCAAAGCCAAAGCAUCUCCAUAUCAUCAGACCUCGCUGCAUGCUGAUAAACCAGAGAGUCCCUCGUGGAAGUCAGGUCCCUGCCUGUCGUCCUGUCGGGAGCAGAGCCCCGGGUCUGAGUCCUACACACACACACAGACCACCGCUCACACCCUGUCCUCGCUGCCGUCACGCAGAGAAGCUCCCUGGAGCUGCGCUGGAGCAAAUAAAGCUGCGGCACACCUGCAGACACCUGCAUCCUGCAGCACAUACUCAGGGUUGGUCAGACCCGGCGGGGCGUUUAAAGAAGAGCCCUGUCAGAACCACAGCAGCAGAGGGCGAGAGGACGAGCGGGUCAGACGGCAUCAGGAUCUCCAGAGCUUCGGCCAGCAGCACACACAGAGACUCCGGCUGUGUGCGACUAACACAGUGUACGAGGACAGGAACGCCAGACUCUCGGAGCAGAACCACACGCAGGAGAAGAGGCUGCUGGGGGCACAGAGCCCAUACGUCUCUCUCAACCUCCACCACGUCUGGGCCAAACACGUCCCACCAGGACCCUACGCUCACAGCCACUUAACGGACGGUUACCGGAGUGAGGAGGUGAACCCGUACCUGUACCGGACCCAGAGCCAGAGCCAGAGCCAUCGUGUUCCUCAUUACAUCAGCACGUCUGUCAUCAUCAGCAAUGAGAGGUGACCCGCUCAGAACUACUCGUUCUACGGCUUAUGCAAAACUACAGACCUUCUCUUCUCACACACACACACACACACACACACACAGCAGUGUCCCCCGAAGGAGAGCCAGGAAUAUCUGUUUCUACACGAUGAGCAGCUGAGUCAUUCAGCGUCUCCAACAUGAACCUUGUAUUUGUUGAACAUUAUUGUUCGCUGAACUCAGAUAUGCAAGACAUUACCAUCCACAUGUUUUUGUGCCAACAUUUACAAAUUCUUAAUAUUUAAAUAUCAAAUUUAGCCAUAGCAAAAAAGCGAAUGCUUCAGCAGAGGAUUUCUGUAAAAAUAUCAGCACUUAAAGCUACAGUAAAUGAUUUCUGAGAGACACAAAGCAUUUGGACAGAGCACAAAAACACACUCCUAGCCAAUCAGCAGUAAGAGGCGUGUCCACUCAUACUGGGGGAGGUGCAUGGCAUGCUAAUGACUUUGGGGCGGAGCUAUCAGUUUAGGGUUGUUAGUUUUGGUGAUUAUAAAUAUCAACAAUGUUUCUCAGAAAUCACUGUGUGUGUGUUCGGAGACCCAACAGUGUAUGAUGUCAAAGUACAUUGAAAGCGAUUCCGGUUCAUACACACAUAUCUGAAGCUAUUGCCAUAGCGACAACAGCCUUUCACAUUACUUUUACAGUGUUCCAAGAACGCCAUUGGCUAGGGUCUGUGCUACAGUAUUUGCAUAGGCGAACUGAUUGGCUGAUGAUUUUUUCAGAAUUUUUCAAUGCAACGGAUCCACAGUUCAGUUCAGCAUCACAUCAGCCGCUUCAAGCUGAACACAACCACUUGCUUCACCUUUUAAUGGAAAAGUGUUUAAAUUCUAUGUGACCCAACUGGAUCACCCCCCCCCACCCCCACAGCUGCCAUUGGCCAGUCAGACAGACGGUCCCGCCCCCAGACUCUGUGAUUGGUUGAGUCAGAAAGUCAAUGUUCUGAUCAGUUUCACUACUCAAACUGAACACAUCUCACACUUCAGCUUUAAAUGAGCAACAAUAGAAAGCUGUCUGCAUGAGCUGUCUGACACUGAUGAACCGCUAAAGAUUUCUAUGAACGAUUUUGGAAAAUAACCAUUUAAAGGGUGCUGGUCCAGUUUUCUGUUGUUUAACAACCAAUCCUAACCAGUCCCUCUCGUGUCCAACAUCCUGAUAUUUAGCUGCUAUAAUGGGCAUAAUUACAUUGGUCUAACAUUGUGCAGCUUGAAUAUUUAUGGUGCAAACCAAGAGUCUAACAGAUGCAGCGGGUGUUACUAAAGUGAUUUUGAAUCUCAAUAAACAUGAGAUGUCACACGUGAUUGUGUUGUGUGUGUAUUAUUCUCACUGUUAUUAACACUAUUAUUAGUGCAGGAACUUUGAUCUGAGAAAAGCUCCGAGGCAGGCGACGGUUGGAGAUCUAAUACUGCUCCUGCAGACGGCUCAUACUUUCUUCUGUUUGUUUGUUGAUGAAGUCUGCAGCGUUUUAUGAUUUUGAAGAAGAGCCAGCGAGCUCGGUGUCCGUCUCUGGGGACAGAAGAUUGGAGUCUGGUAUUAGAGAUGAUAGAUUUGGUUUGACCUUCAGGACCCUGCAGCUGAAAUUGUUUAACAGGAUAUUGUGGAUGUGGCGUUUACGGAUCUGAGGUGAGCUAUUUGCGUAAUGAUUUCUAAAGGUUGAGCUCGCGUUUACUCAGCGUCAUCAGUUUAAAUACGCUUUUAUGGUUAACUGCGUCCAGCCGAGGACUGGACCAUCUGAAGAACCAUAGCAUAGAUUUAAUAAGAGCGAUCGCUGCCAGUGUGAUGAAAGUGAGAAUGUGGGAGGCGAUGAAUGGGUUUGUAAUGAGGUGAAAGAUCUCAGACCGUUUAGCGACGCUCGGAGGAAUAUUUUCACCUCAUCAAGACGAGCCUGAAGCACGAGGAGCAGAAGACAGAAGAGCUGCUCCUGAUGGAGGAACAUGACACUGCCAGGACCCCCCCUCCACACACACACACACACACUCACACUCACACACACACACACACACUCACACACAGCCUGAGGGAACAAACACACUGAACGAUCAAUCAGUCACAAUCAUUUUAUUUCAUUUUAUACAACUCGGGAAUGUCUUCUUUAAAAGGGAUCAUCUGUAUCGGUUUACAAACCACAAAUCAUUACAAAAUAUUUAGAUACUGAUUACCUGACGUGAUAU